Mastomys coucha (southern multimammate mouse) is the source of this 2349-nucleotide messenger RNA. RefSeq names its product heat shock transcription factor 2 binding protein (gene Hsf2bp). The transcript has 9 exons. Gene Ontology annotation, cellular component: cytosol. The record is from RefSeq and is a predicted model, not a curated record. Bases 673 to 1689 code for a protein of 338 amino acids. Lineage: Eukaryota; Metazoa; Chordata; Mammalia; Rodentia; Muridae.
GCGCCUCGCGCCCAGGGAGCCCGCGUGGCCCCUGUGCGAGCAGACGCGGAAGCAACGCCUGCUUGAAGUGCGUCCUGAGCGCUGUCCAGGUCCAGGGCGGUUGACCGGGAGGUUUAGUUGGGGGUCAGAUCUCCUCCAGCCAGGAUGCCCGGUUUGAUGCAGUUUUAGAGUCUAAGCACAGCUAACAAAAGUCUAUCCGGGAAGCGGCGAUCCCGCCACCUCCAUCCACUCAGUGUCUGUGGAACUCCCGGGCUUCCCCUGGACAGACUGGAGACCCAGAAGGAAGGUUGCUUGUUACCCAGGCAGCCCGAGGCUUACGACAGCACAGGGGCAGGGCCCCCCAAGCAGUCUUGCUUGAUGCUGCAUUAUAGAGGGAGUGGCCCACCUCCCAACGUCCUGGGACACGUGCAAGAGGUGGAGAGGAGACCCUUGCAGCUUUCUGGGACAGGUAACAAGCCUAAAACACAGCUGAAGUAGGAGAGCUGCAGUAGAAUCCAGGUUCAUCUCACCCCCAAAUUCGGAAACCGAGAGUGAAGCGCAAAUUGGCGAGAUUUGAACCUCGCGGCUUCCCGUAGGGUCGGGCAUCUUCAGAUUCCCGCGCUUUUUCGUGUGCGUGUUAGAGAGCUCUGCGCAGGCGCACGAAGCUGAGGCUGCGGAGCUGAGGCCGCGGCUAUGGCCGCGACCGUGGCCGACGGGACCGUUACCGAGGAGGCCUGCGGGCCCAUGGAAUCUAAAGAAGAAUUUGUCAGAGUCAGAAAGAAGGACCUGGAGCGGCUGACGACGGAAGUGAUGCAAAUACGGGACUUCUUACCCAGAAUACUAAAUGGGGAGUUAUUGGAAAGCUUCCAGAAAUUAAAGAUUGUAGAAAACAACCUGGAGAGAAAAGAACAAGAAUUAGAGCAGCUGAGAUUGGACCGUGAGCACUUCAAAGCCCGGCUAGAAACUGCACAGGCAGACAGUUCGAGGGAGAAGAAGGAGAAGUUGGCUCUUCGACAGCAGCUGAAUGAAGCAAAACAGCAGCUCCUGCAGCAGGCGGAGUACUGCACACAAAUGGGAGCUGUCACCUGCACCCUCCUCUGGGGGGUCUCCAGCAGCGAGGAGGUCGUCAAAGCCAUUCUAGGAGGAGACAAAGCAUUGAAGUUUUUCAAAAUCACCGGCCAGACGAUGGAGAGUUUUGUGAAGUCAUUGGAUGGGGACGUUAAGGAGGUUGAUUCUGAUGAAAAUCAGUUUGUCUUUGCACUGGCUGGAAUUGUAACAAAUGUUGCCGCCAUUGCGUGUGGUCGUGAAUUUUUGGUGAAUUCCAGCCGGGUGCUCUUAGACACCAUGUUGCAGCUGCUGGGGGACUUAAAGCCUGGCCAGUGCACCAAACUCAAAGUUCUAAUGCUGAUGUCCCUGUAUAAUGUGAGCAUCAAUUCAAAAGGCUUGAAAUACAUCAGUGAGAGUCCUGGAUUUAUCCCUUUGCUGUGGUGGCUUUUGAGUGAUCCAGAUGCAGAAGUGUGCCUUCAUGCCCUGCGGCUCAUCCAGUCUGUGGUGCUAGAACCAGACGUCUUCUCCAAGGUGGCCUCUGAGCUCCAGAGCUCCUUACCCCUGCAGCGCAUCCUGGCCAUGUCCAAGAGCCGCAACUCUCGCCUGCAGUCUGCUGCCCACGAACUCCUGGAAGACCUCCGUGCCCUGGACUGUAGUGUUUAGGUGUGCCUGGUGGAAAUGCCAGUGGCCCGCUCCCUCCCAGGCCUCUACUUCUGUCUUCAAAACUAGAUGUCACUGUAUGUCAUGUGUUAGAGACUGCAGGCUUUGAUGGACUAGAGAUGGGCAUGAUGAGUAAGCCUCCUGCCUCUCCCUCCUGAGAGUGCACUCUUGUCAGGCAGCUGGUUAAUCUUGCCAGAGCAGUGACCAGAACAAGGUCACCUCUGAACACCUGGAAACUCUCACAGAGUAGCUUCUUGCUGCCCUGGAGGCUGCCUACACCGUGAGAGUUGAGAUCACCAUCCACCAUGUGCUCAGUGUUUCCCAGAAGCAUGUCUGUGACAGCCUGUCCUCUUUCCCUGGUAAGUGUAACCCCACUGCACAGGCUCACCUCCCUAACCUUUCAUAACCUAUUAUUUCACAUGCACCGGACAGUUGAUCUCUGUCUUGGUGCUGCUUUUAUUUUAAUAAAGUGUAGUCAAUAUCACAUUCUGAAUAUAAUCUUGGGGCUAGGAAGUUGGUGUCCUUUGUACAUUAACUAUGUUACUUGUUUAGGAAAAUGCACUUUCCUUAUUUUGUUCUGGCCCCUUAACUAUGAAUUAAAGCAAGCAUGGAAAAAUAGCUUCAAGAUGAGCAAUAUGAGAUUAAAUUCCAUGAAGUGGUCAU